AUGUCCGCCCAGUUGGAGUUGCCUUUCCGACCUGAUCCCCAGCUGACUGAGGUGAUGCGCCUGCGGGUACAGUCCCUGCAGCAGCGGGGCCAGAGGCAACAGGAAGGGGAACGCCUGCUGCGCUCAAACGAAGCUGUCUACCGCUUGGACUUUUCACAGCAGGAUCUACAUUUCUCACAGUGGGGCGUGAUGCUGGCACAAGUGGGGCGCCUCACCAUCACGGCCACCUCGCAGCUCUGGACACCUGACCUGACCCAUCUGAUGACACGCCAACUGCUGGAACCCACCGGAGUCUUCUGGAGGGGCCACAGCGAUACCCACAAUACACCCGUCCGCUGUUAUGAGGCAGACACCCAGGAGUUCGGUGAGAGGAUUGCCGAGCUGGCCAAGGUGAGGAGGGUGAUGUACUUCUUGUUUGCCUUCGAGGAGGGUUGCAGCCCUGAGAGUGUUGACUGCUCCAUCAACUUCAUAGUGGAUAGCUGA
Lampris incognitus (smalleye Pacific opah) is the source of this 483-nucleotide messenger RNA. RefSeq names its product olfactory marker protein b (gene ompb). Bases 1 to 483 code for a protein of 160 amino acids. The transcript has a single exon. The record is from RefSeq and is a predicted model, not a curated record. Lineage: Eukaryota; Metazoa; Chordata; Actinopteri; Lampriformes; Lampridae. Gene Ontology annotation, biological process: signal transduction; sensory perception of smell.